AUGUCGCAGCAGCAGGAGCGCAGCGCGCAGGCGCCUCCGGCGUCACAGACGACGACGGAUACUAUUCGGCCGGAGACGGCGGAGAGUUCGCCCAGGGUGAUUUUGCGCUUGAGGGGAGGGCAUACUUCGAAUGGGAGGUCGGUGUCGUGGGCUGAGGAUGUGGUUGAUAACGAGGGUUUGGGUCGCAAAAGCUCAAAAGUGUGCUGCAUAUACCAUCGACCCAAGGGAGUUGACGAAUCCAGCGACGAGUCAUCGUCUGAUUCCUCAUCAGAUUCGGAUUCGGAUUCGGAGGCUGAAUCUAGACGCAAAAAGAAAGCUGGCGGCGACAAGGACGGCUGUGGUCACUCUCAUGAUCAUGGACACAGACAUCACCACGGACGGGGCAAAAGGAACAGCCAGAAGAGGGCACCGAGUCCAAAUGCCUACGAGAAGAUACCAAAGCCCAAGCCAAAGGAUACGGGUAAAGAGGUGCCCAAGUAG
Messenger RNA from Trichoderma aggressivum f. europaeum, 480 nucleotides. RefSeq lists its product as uncharacterized. Gene Ontology annotation, molecular function: protein phosphatase 1 binding; protein serine/threonine phosphatase inhibitor activity. The transcript is spliced from 2 exons. The record is from RefSeq and is a predicted model, not a curated record. Gene Ontology annotation, cellular component: nucleus. NCBI's taxonomy places the organism in Eukaryota, Fungi, Ascomycota, Sordariomycetes, Hypocreales, Hypocreaceae. Bases 1 to 480 code for a protein of 159 amino acids.